CAGCGUGAGUAAAGUACUGCAGAGUGCCAGUAAACUAAACUUUUUGCUGGUUCAUACCGACUACAGCAGUUACAGAAUCUGCACAAUUGGGCAACAACUUGGACUCGAUUGAAUCUUUCAGCUCUUCUGUAAUACCAUCUCGCAAGUUGCACUCGGUUUUAAGAAUCAUCAGUCAGACUAAACACCGCAUGCCGUUUACAUGGACUCGUUUAAAUACAACAUUAGCAUCUAGUUUAUCUGAAAUAGCGUCCACAGCGCAAUGCCCGAGGGUCCUGAGCUGCACCUGGCCAGUGUGUUUGUGAACACAGCAUGUGCAGGUGUGAUUUUCACCGGCGCUGUGGAGAAGUCUGAGGUGAGUAAUGGAGCCGAGGUGCUGUUUUCCAGCGAUGCUUACCGAAUCAGCGCCACGUCCAGAGGAAAAGAAGUGCGACUCACACUCGCUCCGAUCAAGACUGGCACCCGGAGUGAAGGCAGAGCAGGCCUGAACCAACAGGCACCUAUGGAUGUGGUCUUCCGGUUUGGGAUGUCAGGCUAUUUCAGCUUCACCGCCACAUCAGAGCGCCCAAAACAUGCCCAUCUGCGAUUUUACACCAACGAGGAUCCUCAGAGAAUGCUGAGCUUCGUUGAUACCCGCAGGUUUGGCAGCUGGCAGCCUAAUGGGAGCUGGCAGAAAGACCGAGGACCCUGCGUCAUGCUUGAGUAUAAGAGCUUCAGGGAGAAUGUUUUGUCCAAUUUGUCAGACAAGGCAUUCAACAGGCCAAUCUGUGAGGCUCUCUUAAAUCAGAAAUACUUCAACGGGAUUGGCAACUACCUCCGAGCAGAGAUUCUGUACAGAUCCAAUAUCCCUCCAUUCGUGAAGGCAAGGACUGUGUUAGAGGGACUCAAAGCAAAACAUGAAGAGACCGUGAACGUUAAAGCAGAACCCAGCCCAGAGGUGGCAGAGAAACCUGGUGUGGAUGAGAAGAAAAUUGAGAGUCCAGACCUCCUCUCUCUCUGUCACACUGUACCACUUGAAGUGGUUAAUCUGGGUGGAAAAGGUUAUGACCCAGAGAAGCACGAUUACACACAAUUUGCUUCCUGGCUGCAGUGUUACAACGUUGAUGGGAUGAAAUCAGUGAGAGACCACAAUGGAAGAACUAUGUGGUUUAAAGGUGAUGCUGGUCCAAUGGCCCCUAAAGCUUCCAAAUCUCCCAGGGCAAAGAGAAAAAUAAAGAAAGAUGACCAUACAGAUACAAAGAAGGAAAAGAUUGUAAAGAAGGAUCCAGGGGCUGGCAAAAGGGAGAAGGAUGUGCCUAAGAAACAGAGCGGCACUAGACGACAGAAUUCCAGCAAGACUGGACUGGAAGCAGAAGCAGCUGAUGAUGGCAGAAGACAAAAGGCAUGCAGAAAGAACAGUUCAGCAGGUCUACGGCAAACCAGAGCUACAAGUACAAGAGGAGCAAGUGUACGGAACGCUAACACUAAAGCUAAGGCCACCAGCAAACCUCUUAGGAAAAGCAGUAGAAUUACUUAAGUGCAGUUUGUUAAAAAAAAAGGAUGACUAAUAGAUUAAGAGGCAGCUGUCUGUAUGUAUGUAAAUACUAAACUGCAGAGGGGCAGUUCAUAAACAAAUCUAGCCAUGUACAUCUGGUUCACAUCAGCUAUUACUUGGGAUGAUAAUUACCAUUUUAUUUUUUUAACACGUUUGUGUUUUUCAUUAAAGGAAAAAUAAAUACAUUUUUAAAGCCUUUUUCUUGGCAUGACUGUUAUUGACCAUAAUUGUUCUAAGAUGGCAUGAUACAUAAACUGAAGACCCCAUGUUGACAUUCUUAAUUCAUUCUUCAUUUUUCUAACCUCAGUUAGAAGAUCUAUGAAAGAAAUAGGCAUAUGUGAGCUGAGAAGUGUGGGUCAAUUGAAUAGGCACUUGUAGCACACAACAUAUAUAUUUGUCUAAUAUCAGCUGUAAGACAAAUCUAGGUUCACAGUAACUUAGUUUUACAGGAACUGCUUAACCAAACAAAUGUCCUCACCUUUAAUAAAGCACUCAAAUUAUAGUCCCAUUGUGAAGGCAAGGACUGUUAGAGGGACUCAAACCAAAACAUGAAGAGACAAUGAACGUUAAAGCCGAGCCAAGCCCAGAGGCGACAGAGGUGCAAGCUCUUAAAUACAAAUACAUUGUAGGGAAAUCAUAAUGCUACACUAUAUGGCCAAAUGUAUACAUCCCUUUCCAAAACCAUGGAGCUGCUUCACCUUUACCAGUCUCCACUCUCAUGGGAAGUCUUUCCACUAGAUUUUGGCUGUGGGGAUUUGUGUUCAUUCAGCCAUGUGCAUUAGGUCAGGCAUUGAUGUUUGGUGAGGAGGCCUGACUUGCAGUCUGCGUUCCAGUUCAUCCCAAAGGUGUUCAGUGGGGUUGAGGUUAGGUCUGUGUGCAGGACACUCAAGUUCUUCCACACCAACAUUGGCAAACUGUGUAUUUAUGAACCUUGCUUUGUGCACAGGGCCAUUAUCAUGUUGGA
Ictalurus furcatus (blue catfish) is the source of this 2495-nucleotide messenger RNA. RefSeq names its product nei-like DNA glycosylase 1 (gene neil1). The record is from RefSeq and is a predicted model, not a curated record. Gene Ontology annotation, biological process: base-excision repair. NCBI's taxonomy places the organism in Eukaryota, Metazoa, Chordata, Actinopteri, Siluriformes, Ictaluridae. The coding region runs from base 260 to 1513 and encodes 417 amino acids. The transcript is spliced from 9 exons. Gene Ontology annotation, molecular function: DNA-(apurinic or apyrimidinic site) endonuclease activity; zinc ion binding; nucleic acid binding. Gene Ontology annotation, cellular component: nucleus.